UGUUCCGCCGCCAUGGACUCUCUUUGCCUUACCUGUCGCCAUCAUCUCUUCCGUUUUGGAUGGACUAUUUUACCAACCACUCGAGUGUUUAAUUGAUAGUGCUAUCAUCAAAAUUCUAGGUGACUAUAAGAUUAAAUAGCGAACGGAAAUACGGAAAAUGGACCGCUGCUAUCACGACAGCUGGUAUAGGCAUAUGGCUAGACAAUGACCAUGAUUUCGAUACUUUAAUGGUGAUCACUUUAGUUGGUUCUGUCAUGCUCUUUUUGUUAUCUUUAUCUACCAACGUACAGGCUGCCGACCCAGAUCUUCUCGAUAUUCCUUCUCCUUCUCAUCAUAAUGCAGAUAUUGAACAAGAAAAUUCGCCCUUACUCGGUAAAAGUUACGACACAAAGUACCAUUCGCAUCUUUUCGAGCAACAAUACCAUCGUCCAUCAUUGCAGCAGCCGUAUCACUUACAAGAGGAACAACCACAGCAGCAAGCACUCAUCAUGAUGGAAACAGCAAACUCUUUAGUUCACCCACCCUAUUCCUAUAAACCUUAUAGUUUGUUUGGAGAGCAAUUAUCGCACAUCUCAGAAGAAGAUGCAAGUAUGUUGCAGCGUAUGGCGACAACCACAAAUAAUUCUGUAUCUAUUAUAAAUAACAACAACAACAAGUCUCUACCACGACCUAUAAGUUGUAAUGUUUCUACCUAUUCUCUUCGUCAUCAACAUCAUCCCUUGCAACAUCAACCCUCUUUUCAGCAGAUCCAUACCACAAACACGGCUACUACCCCUACGACAACUGCUUCUGCUGUUAGUAUUUUGCCGGAUUACGAGGACACUGCUUAUUAUAUACCUAUUUGUUCUAAUACAACAAACACAUCAACGACGACAACCAAUACGAAUUAUACUCCAGUGCCUUCACAACAAAAUGAUGAUCUUUUAUUUCUUGAUGGUGUGGAUGAUAACAAUGAUGAGGAUGAGGAUGAUGAUGAUGAUACUGUAUCUUUACCACCUUCCUUUGAACUCGCACGAUUACCAUUUCCACCCACAGUUUCUCCUAUGAUCGUCCUUAGUCUUUUACUAGGCUAUUCCACCAAUACCACCACUACUACUACGGCAUCUUCGAAACGGCGUCCACACCCUCAACUACAACACACGCUACAACACACAUCUAUAGAUGACUGUUUCAAUUAUCAACAACAGUCUCAUCCUAUGAACAAUAAUACAAACGUACAGCACCAUUACUAUCACCUUCAUCUUCCUUCCACUACCACGAAAUGGAUCACAAGAUCUUUUAUUGGGUCUAAUUUAUGCUUAGGCAUUGCCACAGGCUUGACUAGAUCGUUGCUGUUUUAUUAUUUGCAUAUUGUUCUGGAAUUUCCUAUGCAUCUAUUGGGCAUUAUCGGCUUUCUGACAGUGAUUGCAGAUCUCUUGGCAAGUCAUUUUGUUAUUAUGAUGUUCAACCAAAGAUUGCACCUCUCUGUGAUUGUCGGCUGUAUUCAUAUAUGCUUAAUCUUAUGUACACUCACUUAUACAUGGUUACAGCCUGCUCUCUUGUCCAGUCAAAUAAUCGUCUUAUGCUUGCAUUUCUCACAAAGUUUGGCAUUUAAUGUUAUCUGGCUGUUGAGUGCGCAUCAAGUCGACACUGUCAUACUAGCAGACCACACACGUUUACUUUUAAAGGGCGGCAUGGCAGCUGCUUACAGUAGCUUGGGCCCGGUGAUAGGUCUGUUGCUGGUCGGCUAUUUUGCAAGUGCCAAUGAGAAUGCCUUGGAAGGGUAUUCUUUGGUUUAUCAAUAUGCAGCUGGUUUUACUGUCAUAAGUGCUAUUUUAUCUUGGGAAUGGUCAACCAAUGAAUGAUGUCUCUAAUCACAUAUAAACAAAACUUUAUUCCCAAAAAAAAAUCAUCUACUUUUUUUCGUUUUCAACUAAAAGUACGCAUGAGGGUAGUCUCUAACAAUCAUCAUCUAUGGAUGAACGAAUAAAGCCCACCGUGUGUCAUGCCAUUUCGUUCAGAAUUAUUUAUUGAUAUGAAUCCUAGAACUUUGUUGCCGAGCGACUGUCCUAUGUGUAGUGCAGUCAAAUGUUACUGUAUGGCAUUAAAUGUAUAUACAUUGACUUUUUGACGGGGAUUGUGUAUUAAAAAAGUAGUUUUUAUGCAAAUGCAAAUGGUUGUGUGUGAUAGAAUUAGAGGGAGGGCGUCUGUGUGGAGAAGAUAGAAAAAGUACAU
This is a messenger RNA of Mycotypha africana, 2214 nucleotides long. RefSeq lists its product as uncharacterized. Bases 228 to 1844 code for a protein of 538 amino acids. The transcript is spliced from 3 exons. The record is from RefSeq and is a predicted model, not a curated record. Lineage: Eukaryota; Fungi; Mucoromycota; Mucoromycetes; Mucorales; Mycotyphaceae.